Molecule: messenger RNA, 1646 nt
Organism: Setaria italica (foxtail millet)
Lineage: Eukaryota; Viridiplantae; Streptophyta; Magnoliopsida; Poales; Poaceae
Product: UPF0481 protein At3g47200
Exons: 2
Coding region: 76-1410 (444 amino acids)
Source: RefSeq, a predicted model, not a curated record
UGCCACCUACGUGAACGAGUGCAACUGCAUGCAUUAUCUAGGAAACCACAAUAUAUCGUGAGGAGAUCAUCGAGUAUGAUGGCGUGGAACUUUGUGACUGGUGGUCGUUCCGGCUCAAGCAGCUGGAUGGUGCAGAUGGAGAGGAUGCUCAUGAACGCCAACCCGGAGACGGAGAUGGCGCGCUGGAACAAGCCCUCCAUCUACCGCGUCCCGGAAUGGCUCAAGAACAUGACCAACCGCGACGCCUACCGGCCGCAGCUGGUGUCGCUCGGCCCCUUCCACCACGGCGAGCCCGACCUGCUCCCCAUGGAGGAGCACAAGCGCCGGGCGGUGGCUCACGUGGCCAUGCGGUCGCGGAGGCCCCUCCGGGAGUUCGUGGCCGCCGUCGAGGAGGUGGCCGACAAGCUCAUGGACGCGUACGACAACCUGGAUGAGAAAUGGCGUGGGGCGAGGAGAGGCCAGUUCGUGGAGAUGAUGGUCGUGGACGGGUGCUUCCUGCUGGAGAUGGUGAAGGGGGUCUCGCGUGGAGAGGCGCCCCGCGAUUACGCGCCCAAUGACCCGGUGUUUAGCAAGCAUGGCAUGAUUUAUCUGUGGGGAGGUAUACAGGCCGACAUGCUCGCGAUUGAGAACCAGCUGCCUCUGCUUGCGUUGUAUACGAUUGAGCAAAUUUGGCAUGACACCACACCUCUGAGCGAGAAAGAUGUCAACAAGUUGGUGCUUGAUUUCACGUGGCAACCUCUCAACAAAGACAAGCGUGAAGGCGUCGUCCAAGACAUCCUGUCCCUCCACGCCCUGGACAUUUACCACAAAAAUUUGUGCGGUCUCUCUCCAGCCCCCGGAGGGUCAGGCAAGCACAUAUACGAGGAGAGCAUGCGCUGCGCCGUGGAGCUGAAGGAGAAAGGAGUCCAUUUCAAGAAGUGCGACAGCACCCACGCCAUCGACUUCAAGAACGGCGUGCUCAGCCUGCCGGAGGUCUCGGUCGGCGACGGCAACGAGAAGAUCUUCCUGAACCUGAUGGCGUUCGAGCAGCUGCACAGUGGCAUGAGGAGCGACGCGACGGCGUAUCUGAUCUUCAUGGACAACAUUAUCGACUCGGAGAGGGACGUGGCGCUGCUGAGAUCGAAGGGGAUCAUCAAGCACUCGCUGAGCAGCGACAGGGAGACGGCGAACCUGUUCAACAUCCUGAGCAAGGGAGGAGCGGUCAUGAGCCCGCACAGCAGGUUGCACGACGUGCGGCGGAAGGUGAACGAUCACUGCAGGAAGCCCUGGAACAAGUGGAUGGCCAUCUUCCGGCACACCUAUGCGAGCAACCCGUGGGUGCUCAUCUCCCUCGUGGCGGCCAUUAUCCUGCUCGUCUCCACCAUCCUGCAGACCAUCUACUCGGUCGUGCAGUUCUACACCAAGAGCUAGCUACCAAGAUCACACCAUACAUCUAUGGUUUACUACCAAAACUAGAGCUCUGUUCUUCUGAAGCAUGUCCAUCAGUAUUAACCUUUGUCAAUCUCAAGAUCUGUCUGCUCAGUCUCUCGGAAUGCUCAUGUGAAUAGGAUUAGGUACGUGUAUUCAUAAGAGUGAGUGUGCGUGUAUUUUAGCAUGUAUAUACUGUAUUUGAAAAAAAUGAAUACCUCAUCAAUUUUCACUCCUAA